AUUAUUAUGGUUGUUCUCCCAUGCUUUUGUUUUCAAUACUUUUUCUUUUUCCUUCCUCCACACAGCUACGGAAGACUGUCUUCGACUUUGCGCAGAAGGAACUGGCCCCCAAAGCAGGAGAAAUCGACAGAGAAAACAACUUUGCAGAGAUGAGGGAAUUUUGGAAGAAAAUGGGCCACCUCGGAUUGCUUGGCAUCACGGCAGACCCAGAGUACGGCGGCUCAGGCAUGGGGUACUUCGACCACUGCAUUGUCAUGGAGGAGCUGUCACGGGCUGCGGGUGGCAUCGCGCUGUCGUAUGGGGCCCAUUCCAACCUUUGCGUCAACCAGAUAAUGGCCCCGGAGCCUAAAAGAUUUUUAUUUGGUAAGCUGUGUUCAGGAGAGCAUGUAGGAGCUCUGGCAAUGUCUGAACCAGGGUCAGGGAGUGACGUUGUGUCCAUGAAGCUUAAGGCCGAGAAGAAGGGCGACUACUACGUACUGAACGGCAACAAAUUCUGGAUCACCAAUGGGCCUGAUGCUGAUGUACUUGUGGUCUAUGCCAAAACCAAUCCCACUGCCGCAAAAGCCCAGCAUGGUGUCACAGCGUUCCUGGUCGAGAAGGGCAUGGAGGGAUUUAGCACUGCCCAAAAGCUAGACAAGCUGGGUAUGCGAGGCUCCAACACGUGUGAGCUGAUAUUCGAAGACUGCAAGGUGCCAGAGAAGAACAUGCUCGGCAAGAAGGAUGGCGGCAUCUACGUCCUGUUUUCUGGCCUUGACCUCGAGAGAUUAGUACUGGCAGCUGGACCUGUAGGGUUGAUGCAGGCUGCGUGUGAUGUUGCCUUUGAGUAUGUGCAUGUGAGGAAGCAGUUCAACACAAGGAUUGGAGAAUUCCAACUGAUGCAGGGCAAGAUUGCGGAUAUGUACUGUGAUCUGAAUGCCUGUCGCGCCUACCUUUAUGCAGUGGGCAGGGCGUGCGACAGGGGCCACUUCAGCAACAAGGACUGCGCUGGUGUCAUCCUCUACUGUGCAGAGAAGGCUACUCAGGUCUGCUUGCAAGCCAUCCAGUGUCUAGGUGGUAAUGGUUACAUCAACGACUAUGCAACCGGAAGACUUCUGAGGGAUGCAAAGCUGUACGAGAUUGGUGCGGGAACGAGUGAGGUGCGACGCCUUGUGAUUGGCCGUGCUCUCAACUUCGAGUACAAAUAGACUGGACUGACGCUAAUUUUCUUCUUUUUGCUAAUGAAGACGAAAGAAAUGGAAAAACAGAGAGGGCCAUUUGUAUUUAGAACAAUUAUUGUGAUAUUUAUAUUUUUGAAGAUUAUUUCAUAGAUGUAUAUUUUUUGUUUUAUGUAAGCAGUUGUCUCAGCUGAUUGCCUUUGUACCUGAUUCCAGCCUCUUGGUAUAUAAACUCAAGGAGGGUUAAUAAGACGAGACACUCAGACUCACUUGUGUAGAGUCCACAACCUUUGAAAAAAGGCAUUGUUCAUUCACAUUAUAGAUUGCAUUGUAAGUUUGUUUUCCUUGUUCCAGUGAUUUUUAUUGUGCCAUAUAGAAAAGGAACAAUUCUCAAUAUUUUAACAGAGAACAAAACAACUACUUGUAAUUUUUCCAGUUGUACAAAACUAAUUGUUCUUUGUAUGGUAUCCUCUCUUUAACUAUUUAACUGAUUACCUAAGACGAGAAAAACUUCCUUUGUAUUAGAAUCUUCAGUCAGAUGUUUCAUAUUUGCUUGAUCACCCCGAUUCUUUACAAGAUAGUAUGGUUUUCUGUCACCCCUUGCUCAAUAAAGCUUGCUCUGCCACUUCAGAGUACCAAGUUGAAGACUUCUUUUGGGUAUUUUGUACUGAUUAGAAAAUAAUUGGUAUUUAAUAGAUGAUGUAAUUGGUUAUUUACAUGCAGUGGGAAUAGUGGGGUCAGUCAGCCGUUAGUCUGGAGAAGGGCAAAGCUAUCAAGAUUGAUAUAUCAAUUAGAAUUCUGACAUUUUCAUGUUUACUGGAAUUGACCAUAUAUUACAAUUUUUUUAUAAUGGAAUCAGACAAUCUGAGUUAAAUGUCAAUUUUCAAUUAUUCUCUGAUGCAGCUUAAUCAAAUGUUAUUUUUAUUAUUAUAAUUAUUAUUAUUAUUAUAAUUACUCCAAAUUAGGUAAGGUUCUGUAUAUGAGGGGGCACAACCAAAUGAUUCAGCAGUUAAUAGGUGUUUUCUAGCCAGCGGGUUAUAGCUUUCUCUGGUUGGGGUACACUAUUAACUAUCAAAAUUUGCCAAAUAAAGUAUUUUGGUACCCUUUCUGUGCAACAGGGUCAUAACUUCAGGUGCAUUUGGUGAUGCCGGGUCAUGUACGAUUAGACAUGGGAUCUGAGACUGUGGUUGAUAAAAUUCACUGAAUUUAUGAUGUAAAAUUACUGCUCACUGGUUUGUUAGCAAAGUUUUAAGAAUGAAAUUGUUAGUUACUAAAGAUUUUUUUCUUGAAUAAAACAAAAUAAUAACUGAGAUUUCUUCAGAGUAUGAUUUGAUAUGAGAUUAUAUUCAUAACUACUAUGUUUCGAUGUGUGGCAACUAACCAGUAUUAGCAAUAGUUGGUUUGGAAACAUUUGUAUGUAAUGUUCAUAUUUUUACUCACAAACCUUGUUUCUAGCUGUUGUUUUGAAUCACUGUAUUUUUUAAAAAUCAGUUCUCGGUGACUUUUUUAUAUUACAUACACAUUUUGAACUGUUAGCUUUUUUAGACGAUUUUAUUAACAUAGCACAAUAUUCAGUGGGUGAGAAUCAUUAUUAUACAUAUUGUAUAUAAACAAAAACAAAAGCAUUCACAGCUUCCACUGUUCAGGGAUAAUAAAAUGAAUGUAUAUGUGCUUUUACACUGCUCAAUGUGUAGGAAAAACAGAUAUGGUUUUGCUUGGUGAUUUUGUUGCUUUGACAUUAUGAACUGUGGUCAUCUGACAAAUAUUAAAUUUUGGUUUAUUCCAAUUUAAAUAUAUGUUAUAAACUCAUGUGUGAAAAUUAAAUAAGUGAAGCAGUAAUUUAAAAUAUGACCGAAGGAUUGGAGAACAUGUGUCCUUACCAUGUUAGUAUAUGUUAUUUUACACAAGAAAUAGUAGGGUUAGGUUGUGUUAAGUGUUCAUGUAGAAAUGUAGAGUCAGGGUGGAGAUAUUUACAAAUUAUUGGAAUUAGUUUUGUAGUAAAAUAUAAAUGAA
Penaeus vannamei (Pacific white shrimp) is the source of this 3167-nucleotide messenger RNA. Lineage: Eukaryota; Metazoa; Arthropoda; Malacostraca; Decapoda; Penaeidae. The record is from RefSeq and is a predicted model, not a curated record.